AUGACCGGUCGGCCUCGAUUUAUGGACUACUUGGAUAUAAUCUACACUCUACAGGUUGUGGUCAUCACUAGAGAAGACAAGCUCUUCUCAAAAUCUCAAAAGGAAUUGAAGAAAGCUUACACGGAGAUUGUCCUAAACACGGCGAAAGAAUCAGCGGCUAGGGUUAUGGUUUCCGACAGAAGAUCAGCUCGGUUUCACCACGAUCUCUCGGAAACGAAAGGGGAAGCUCUUCGUCUGCUUGUCCGAUUGAAACAUAUGAUUGCUGCUAAGACAAUUGAAGCAGAUGUUAUAUCAGCAAACAAGCAACGACAGAUUGAUUUGCUUGAAGCUCAGCUUCAUGAGGCUGAGGAUAUUAUUACUGACCUUAGGUCUGAGGUUACAUGGGUUAGAGAUAGAUUGGAGAAAGCUAAGGCUUUUCAGUCUCAGGAACGGAACUUUGUGAACAUUGAAGAAGAAGAAACUGUUUCUGUUCAUCAAGAGGUUGUUCUUGAAAGCUUGGUUCCUGAUCAAGAGGAUCGUAGCUCAUUGCAUGAUGAUGUUGAAUGUGAAAAUGAGGAAAAGCAUCUUGACGGGUUAAGUGUGGUUGAUACUUUACAGGCAUAUGAGUUGCAGGAACAGAACGUUGUGAACAUGGAAGAAGAAAUGGUUUCUGUUGAAAAGGUUGUUCCAGAGGUUGUUCUUGAAAGUGUGAACCCUGAUCAAGAUGAUCAUAGCUCAUUGCAUGAUGAUGAAUGUGGAGAUUUGAAGAAAGCAAAGGCUUCUGAGUCGCAGGAGAGGAACCUUGUGAACAUGGACGAAGAAAUGGUUUCUGCUGACAAGGUUCAUCCAGAGGUUGUUCUUGAAAGCUUGGUUCCUGAUCGAGAGGAUCGUAGCUCAUUUCAUGAUGUUGAAUGUGAAAAUGAGGAAAAGCAGUUUGACGGGCUAAGUGUGGUUGAUACUUUACAGGCCUAUAAGUCACAGGAACAGAACGUUGUGAACAUGGAAGAAGAGAUGGUUUCUGUUCACAAUGUUGAUCAAGAGGUUGUUAUUGAAAAUGUGAACCUUAAUCAAGAGGAUCAUAGCUCAUUGCAUGAUGUUGAAUGUCAAAAUGACGAAGAUUUGGAGAAAGCUAAGGCUUCCGAGUCCCAGGAAAGGAACCUUGUGAACAUGGAAGAAGAAAUGGUUUCUGCUCAGAAUGUUGAUCUAGAGGUUGUUCUUGAAAGUGUGAACCCUGGUGAAGAGGAUAGUAGCUCAUUACAUGAUGUUGAAUGUGAAAAUUUGGAGAAAGCAAAAGCUUCUGAGUCGCAGGAAAGAAACAUUGUGAACCAUGAAGAAGAAACGGUUUCUGCUCAAAAGGUUGUUCUUGAAAGUUUGAAACCUUAUGAUCAAGAGGUUGCAGAUACGUGCUUCUCUCUCAAGACACAUGUUGUUGAAUGUGAAAAUGAUGAAAAGCAUAUCGACGAGUUAAGUGUGGUUGAUACUGUGAUGGGAAACGAUGUUUGUGAGUCGGAGUUGGAUGGUGAUAUCAGAAUCAAAAAGCUUGAGCUGUCUAGAAAUGGUUGUACACAAAGGAUCCAUGCUUUGGAAAGGAUAGUUCUGGAGAGGAAAUCAUCUUCUUCUGCAGAUGAAGAGGAGCAAGAAGUCACGACUGAAAAGAACAGUGAAGAAAGCUUGAGCUCAGGAAAAGCUGGCACUUUGGGAAACACAAGAUGUCUUGUUCUUGCUCUUAGAGCUAGUAGUGCAGAGGUGGUAACACUGCCGUCUAACGUAUUAGGAAUCAAGAAAGCUAGCAAGUCUCGUGCAAGAAGGAGAAAGAGAAGGUUUGGCAAACCAAAAGCUAAAUCGGUUAGGACUCAAAGUCAUCAGCUUAUAAAGCCUUGUUGUCAGUCUCAGUCUAAUGCUACUUGUUCCAAGACAUCUACUUCAGAUGGCGAAGAUUCCAUGGAGACGCAUCUGUCCGUAGAGAGUAAGGAGGUGUUAGUAAGUUGUGAAGGUGGAGAAGAUAGUGUGGUUCCAUCUACCAAAACGGCUUCUAAUUUGGUCAAUCUGAAUUCUGACUCUAAAGUUACUGCAGUAGUAUCAGAUCAGAUCAGUGAGUCUCCUCCAAGAGCCAAUGUAAAUCGAUUUCUGAAGUACACAUUCCAAAGGAAACGAAAGAGAGGAUCUGCAAAUAUACACGAAGAUAGUAAUAACCUUCCAAGGAAACAUCAAGAAAACAAAGCUCAAGACCAAACUGAAUCCACUUUGAAGUAAAUGAACCAUCUAUAGGAAACCCACGACUAGCCAUGGUUGCCACAUAUCUUAAAUCCUUGUCUGAGAGGUGAUGGUAGACUGACUAAUCUUUGUGCAAGGGAACACUUAGGAACAUAUACAUAUAAAUAUCAACUAAAAUACUUUAGCUGAGAAGUAUGUACUUAUUAUCUCUUUUGGCACCUUGUAGAUUAUAUUUGAACUUUCUAGGUUACUUGUGACAACAACCCAAUGU
Eruca vesicaria subsp. sativa (arugula) is the source of this 2464-nucleotide messenger RNA. The record is from the annotation of a GenBank genome assembly. NCBI's taxonomy places the organism in Eukaryota, Viridiplantae, Streptophyta, Magnoliopsida, Brassicales, Brassicaceae.